This is a messenger RNA of Thamnophis elegans (Western terrestrial garter snake), 3335 nucleotides long. It is a transcript of the gene NR1H2, whose product is annotated as nuclear receptor subfamily 1 group H member 2. Gene Ontology annotation, biological process: positive regulation of transcription by RNA polymerase II; negative regulation of transcription by RNA polymerase II; cell differentiation. NCBI's taxonomy places the organism in Eukaryota, Metazoa, Chordata, Lepidosauria, Squamata, Natricidae. Gene Ontology annotation, molecular function: RNA polymerase II cis-regulatory region sequence-specific DNA binding; zinc ion binding; nuclear receptor activity. Bases 1499 to 2815 code for a protein of 438 amino acids. The record is from RefSeq and is a predicted model, not a curated record. The transcript is spliced from 9 exons.
AAAAAAGGAACACCCCGUGGCUGAAGAGCGAACUAUCACCAGUGAAGCUGCUUCAUGAAUCUCAUGUGAAAUCCACGCACUUGCCACUCAGCAAAGUGGAUAAUAAACGCGGCUGCCAAAUCAGUAUCUUGUGAUGUGGCUAAAUGGAGUCUGAAUUGCACAACUCCUUUUUUUUUCUUUCCCCUUUUCCCCUGGAAGCACAAAGAGCUCGUCUGCUUCCCGGGUCCACCCACGCUCGGUGUUGUGCAACCCCCACGACACAGCGCGCUAGCAGUGCGGUGCAAAACGCAGACCCGACGAAGAAGAGGCCGACGCGCCCUCCAGAAAAGGGGUGGUUUCCCACGUUGGAAAGGAAGUGACGCCUGCCCAGGGUUCCCGGAAGCGCCUUGCUUCUGUAUGCGAAAGAAGUGUUUUCACUGGCUUAGGCAAGUGGUGGGACUCCGAGAGAGCAGAAGGCUACAUUUUACCUUCAGACAGUAAUUUGGUCACCUGUACCUCCUUCCUAAUAACUGCUGCUGUGCCCCCUCCAUAAGUCCUGCUAUAUGGUUGUAUAUUAGCUGAAUAUCUUUUCAUAUUGGGCGGGGGAGAGAAAGGUGGGACAGAAUUUAAGGACAACUUCCAGACCUUGGAUAAAGUUUUCAUGGAAUGUUUGAUGUAGAGCAAAUAACUAUAUGAGGGUGAGUAACAGUUUUGGAAAAGAAGCUGUUGAUAUAGGAUGAAGAUAGGGAACUUUUUCAUUUUUGUGUAUUUGUGGGGAAAAGUCUAUUAAUAGUUAUAUCUUGUGAAUCUUACUCAACUUAGUAAGAGUUACAUGUAGGUGGAAGUUUUUUCUCUCCCCCCUUUUUCUGUUUGAUAUUCACCAUCCCUCUCUGCCUCCCCCAUCUCUACAUCAUUUGUUUCCUAUUCAGUGGGAAAGGCAAACAUUCCUUGCUUGUGAUUUGCUUACUUGCUGAGGUUUUUAGUUGAAAGUACACAGUUUCCUCAUCAUUGGUGUUGAAGAAGACGUGCUAAAUUAAGAGCAAAGGCAAUCUAGUAAUGUAUUUCUAAAAGGGCCUUAUCACAAGCAGAGUAUGAAGAAACAACUUAUUUAUACUAUUACUGCCAGCAUCUAGAAUCUGCUGAUGUGCUUCUCCAAAUAUGGAUAUUCCAUGGAGCCAUCAUAGAUAAAAGCUUGAUGAUCUGUCCUCAGUAAAUCUGGCUUGUCUUUUUAAUUCUGUUUCAGAAAGUAGUUAUUUUUGAUCCACGUGACAAUAGUUUCCCUAUGUUGUUGGGAGAAUUGGUUGAGAGUGCACUUGGGUGCAUAUGGACUCUUUUUCCUAUCAGGCAGGAGAGCACAACUUUUGAGGUAAAGUACUUCUCCCAGGACAAGACAGAAUGGUAGGAUUUUUGUCUUUCCCGAGGAAAUGAAAGAGGACUGAAGAAGUUGAGCUCCACAGAACUGUUUUGUCGUCUGAUUCCAAAGCCAGCUAUAUAAUGCUGCUGUGGCUCAUGCCCUGAGAUGGCCAAAACAGGCACCGAUGAACCUCAGUUAUCACAAGAAACAGACUGUGGGGAGCCCACUUCACAGAUCAAAAAUGAAUGGUCAGUGGCAAAGGCAGAGUCUCAGAACACAGUGAAAAUUGAAGUAAUUUGCACAGAUGAUGGCGAAAGUUCUACGCACAGCACUGCUGAGGAGCCAGCCCGCAAACGCAAAAAGGGACCUGCCCCCAAGAUGUUGGGGGACGAAGUCUGCAGCGUAUGUGGGGACAAGGCCUCGGGUUUUCACUAUAAUGUCCUGAGUUGUGAGGGUUGUAAGGGCUUCUUCCGGCGCAGCCUCAUCAAAGGAGCUCAGUAUACCUGCAAAGGCAGUGGCCAGUGCCACAUGGACAUGUACAUGCGCCGGAAGUGCCAGGAAUGCCGGUUGAAAAAAUGCCGACAAGCAGGCAUGCGGGAAGAAUGUGUCCUUUCAGAAGAGCAAAUCCGCAAGAAGAAGAUCUCUAAGCACGAGAGUGAUGGGGUUCCAGCUGGGGAGAGAGAUGGAGGCGAAGUACUUCGAGUACCUCCGUUGCUCUGUGAUCCUGCUUUAUCUCAGCCUGAGCCGGUUCCUCUUACCCCACAGCAGGAGGGCAUGAUCCAACAGUUGGUGGCGGCCCAACAGCAGUGUAACAAGAGGAGCUUUAGUGAUCAGCCCAAAGUCACACCCUGGCCAAUGAGCAGCGACCCCAACAGCCGGGAGGCUCGCCAGCAGCGCUUUGCCCAUUUUACAGAAUUAGCCAUCAUCUCAGUGCAAGAGAUCGUAGACUUUGCCAAGCAAGUACCCGGCUUCCUGCAGCUCUCACGGGAAGACCAAAUCGCACUGCUAAAGGCUUCUACCAUUGAGAUCAUGUUAUUAGAGACAGCCCGGCGCUAUAAUCAUGAGACUCAGUGCAUUACAUUUCUUAAAGAUUUUACUUACAGCAAGGAUGACUUUCAUCGUGCGGGUCUUCAGGUAGAAUUCAUCAACCCCAUAUUUGAGUUUUCUCGGGCCAUGCGAGAGUUGCAGCUGGAUGAUGCCGAAUAUGCCCUCCUCAUUGCGAUCAACAUCUUCUCUGCUGACAGGCCGAAUGUACAGGACCAUGGCCUGGUAGAGGCUUUGCAGCAGCCCUAUAUUGAGGCCCUUAGUUCUUACAUCCACCUCAAUCGUCCACAGGACCACCUGAUGUUCCCCCGCAUGCUGAUGAAGCUGGUGAGCCUGCGGACAUUGAGCAGCGUGCACUCAGAGCAGGUCUUUGCUUUGCGCCUUCAAGAUAAGAAGCUUCCGCCACUUCUGUCUGAGAUCUGGGACGUCCACGAAUAGACCUUUUGAAUGGACUGGGGAAGAGGCAGACCUCUCCCAGCAGCACCAGCAGGCAUGCUUCCCCAUAGCGAGUCUUUGGAUUCAGCAUAAGCCUUACAAUGGCUCGACUGGGAUCCUGCCAAAGGAAUUGCGUCAAGUGAGCUACUAAGCACUUUUGUUUUCUCCUCCUUCCCGAACAGUCGUCAUCUUUCUUCCAUUGCUUCAGAUUUGGGGGGGAGGGGGGGAGGUCAGUCACCCACCUUCCUUCUGAGUGGGAAGAGGGAGAAGUAAAAAAAAAAAAAAAAAAAACACUUGUCCUCCAAAGACUGCACUCCUUCCCGUUUGUGAACAGCAAGCAGCUGUGCCCCGCAUCAUUAACUUAACUGCAAUGAUUCAUUUAACAAUAGUGGUAAGACAACUGAGAAUGGUUUCUCCUUAGGGAGGGAAGAGUUUUACAGUGAAAAUAAGAGGGGGUUGCCAUAUGUAGUACCUGGUGUAUGGGGCAAAUACCCAGAAGAAAUAAACUGAUCAUGAAAAUAAA